AUGGACUUCAAUGGAACAUGGCAGGUUUACGCCCAGGAGAACUACGAGGAGUUCCUCAGGGCCAUGGCACUCUCAGAGGAUAUUAUCAAGGUAGCCAAGGAUGUCAAGCCCAUUACUGAGAUCAAGCAGAAUGGCAAGGACUUUGUUGUCACCUCCAAGACCCCUGGAAAGUCUGUCACCAAUGUAUUCACCAUCGGCAAAGAGGCUGAUAUCACCACCAUGGACGGCAAGAAGCUCAAGUGCAUUGUCAACAUGGAGGAUGGCAAGCUGGUGUGCAAGACUGGCAAGUUCUGCCAUAUCCAGGAGAUAAAGGGAGGAGAGAUGAUUGAGACUUUGACCAUGGGCUCCACAACUCUCGUCAGGAAGAGUAAGAAGAUGUAA
Molecule: messenger RNA, 381 nt
Organism: Myripristis murdjan (pinecone soldierfish)
Lineage: Eukaryota; Metazoa; Chordata; Actinopteri; Holocentriformes; Holocentridae
Gene: fabp10a
Product: fatty acid binding protein 10a, liver basic
Exons: 4
Coding region: 1-381 (126 amino acids)
Molecular function (GO): lipid binding
Source: RefSeq, a predicted model, not a curated record